Messenger RNA from Saccostrea cuccullata (small rock oyster), 3120 nucleotides. Its product is annotated as GATOR2 complex protein MIOS-like. Lineage: Eukaryota; Metazoa; Mollusca; Bivalvia; Ostreida; Ostreidae. Gene Ontology annotation, cellular component: cytoplasm. Gene Ontology annotation, molecular function: protein binding. Gene Ontology annotation, biological process: positive regulation of TORC1 signaling; cellular response to amino acid starvation. The record is from RefSeq and is a predicted model, not a curated record.
UGAAAAUGAAAGUAGACUGAUUUCGGAAUCGGAACUUGAAAUCAGAGAUGUAAACAGUAAAGUGUGUGUGUUAAUGGUUUUCUCCAAGCCCUUUCAACAACUUUCAGUAGUGCAUCUAUAUAUUACAAGAGCAGGCUGUACUGUAACACCAACUAUACACAAUGAGUAAUCUAAAAGUUUACUGGUCUCCGAUCUAUGAGGACCUGUUUUGUACCUGUAGUCCUAAUAAGAUUUUACUGUACAAAAUUGACCAGUCAAGAGGGAAGCCUGCACAGAAAGCUCCAAUCGUGAAGCAGAUUUCAGAUUUCCUGUGGGCCGUAGAACAACCUAAGUCCAUAGAGAUUGGAAUGUUAAAGACAGUGGCAUGGUAUCCAAAGCCAGAGCCUGAUAAAAUGUUGGCCAUAGGACUCGCCAACGGAAGGGUCGUCUUAAACAAUUUUAGCGACAAUAAUGAGAGUGAUUUAAUUAACAAAGAGUUUGUUCCCAAACACACAAGGUCGUGUAUAUAUCUAAACUGGAAUCCCGUAGAUUGCCACCUGCUUGCUGAAGGAUUGGAGAAGUAUAGGAAUGAUAGCUGCAUCAACAUUUGGAACAUUCACCAUAAACCAGGGAAUGAGCACGGAGAUAGACAGCGAUAUAGUUCUAGUCACAGUGAUACAACAGGGGUACACGUACCAUACUUAGAGAUAGGGGGGCCCUCGGAGACCACAGCAUCUUUUGAUUGGUUUAAGAAAGAACCUCGAACAUUUGUGACGGGAAUGAAUGCUAGAUACCUCAGGAUUUAUGACCUCAGAGAUUGUACUCGGCCACAGAACCAGACUCAGACAAAAAUGAUACGAGGCGUUUGUGUGGACAGACAGAAUGAUCACAGGAUAGCUUCAUUUAAUGAGAACCACGUCUGUGUUUGGGAUGUGAGGAACUUUGACAAACCUAUGCUGACGUUUCAGGAACCUAAAGCUGUCUCGUCUAUACGCUGGUGUCCCACAAGGAAAGGCUACCUGGGAAUUUUAAGUCAGGACAGCCAGACAGUUAAAAUAUACGACAUACUGCAUCUACCUCAAACAGUUGGAUCUGAGGAACUAGAUCAAAACUACAGUGAAAGAACAAUUAAAGUUUUGAAUACUCAAGUGGUGACAUCAUUUUCCUGGCAUCCGAAGCACAGUCGAUUGCUGACCAUCACCCAGCAAGGCACACUCAGGGAUAUAGUGGUGCAUGAACACAUUCCUUUUAACUGGUCAGCUGAUUCCCACCUGGUCAUGGCUCAUGGUAAGAUACUGAGUGACAAUGCUUUGAACAGAGAGGAGAGUGGACAUCUGGAUAUCUCUGUCAAAAUGAAGGAAAGGAUCAUCCAGGGAUACGGGUUACAGUCUGAUCAUAUCUGGCACAAUGUUUUCGCUGUAAAAGAUGAGCCUGAAUUGCAUGGAGUGUGGAGAUGGUUGUCCUAUGCUCGAGAGAUGCUGGAAUAUACGAGACAAGGUCAGCGAAGCAUGCUGGGUAAACACUUAGGAAUAAAGAGCAUUCUGAGAUUGGAUAGUGAGGACGUACCAGGCUCUCAGAUGGUCAAUAUGUACUGGGCGGCGGACUUCUCACGGAAAUUGUCCUCUGUCAGGCAAUAUCACAGCACUGAAAGGACCAAAGCUCUACAGUUGUGUGGAUGGGGUGCUGAUAAGCAGAAAGCUGAACAGUUAGACACUAUUUUACAUGAACUACAAAUGGAUGGAAAAUACUCUGUAGCGGCGGCCAUGGCCCUCUUUAAUCUUCAAAUCUCCAAAGCCAUAGAGAUCCUUAGUACCAGCAAUUCCAAGGGUCAAGAGAGUAUGGAUCUGAGUACGGUUGCCAUGGCGAUAGCGGGUUAUACGGAGGAGAGACACACCCUGUGGAGGAAGACCUGUCUGUCACUGCUACAGAAGCUGGACGACCCCUACCUCAGGGCCAUGUUCGCCUUCCUCACCUCCGAACGUGAAAACUACGAGGAAAUUCUGAAACAUGGAUGGAAGAAGACAGACCAAGGUGGCAUGCAGCUCUCAGACAAGAUUGCCUUUGCCUGUAUAUACCUGGAUGACGAUAAGUUAAAAGAGUACAUCAACAGAAUAACAAGGAAAGUUAUAGAGGCUGGAAAUUUAGACGGUUUACUUAUCACAGGUUUAACACAGGAUGGUGUCUCUCUGAUAUCUAAGUACGUGGACCUGACUGGUGAUGUACAAACCGCAGCACUCGUCUGUGUCUUCUCACUCCCAAACGAAAUGUCCAAAGACGAAAGAGUUCUUAACUGGAUUGAAUCGUACAGAGAACUGUUAGAUCGAUGGAGACUUUGGCAUCACAGGUCUAAGUUUGAUAUUAUCUGGCAUGCCAGCGAUAACUUCCGAGUCAUAUCUCAGGCCUUCGUUAGCUGUAACUUCUGUGGUAAAUCCAUCGCUUGUAACAUGCCUGUGGCCAGUCGAGCGCGACCAUACAACUCGUACUCAGCAGGAACACUGACUUCCACUAAACCAAAGGUGUCCUGCUGCCCGGGGUGUAGGAAGCCCCUCCCCCGCUGUUCUCUGUGUCUGAUGCAUCUUGGUACUCCCUCGGGAUCAGCUCUCUACACACAGAAAGAUAAAACAACAUAUGCAUCCAAAAUGACAGCCAUUGAUGAUUGGUUUACGUGGUGCCAAUCAUGUCGCCAUGGAGGCCACGCCUCCCAUUUGUGGGAGUGGUUUGCGGAACACUCGGAAUGUCCCGUGACCGGCUGUCAAUGCAAAUGUUCAACCGUAGAUCACACCUCCAGGCUUAGUGCAGAGAGCUGACAGAGGAAAAAUGUGUAAUUUGUUACAGAAUAUUUAAAUUGUACGAUGAUACUGAUGUAAAUGCGUAUACAGUAUAUAUUGGCAAUACAGAGCAGAAAGCAACUUUGAAUUAUUGACUUCUGGACUGAGGUUAAAAGACAAUGUUAUAAAGUCUGACUUGUUCAUCACACCAUCAAUCAAAGAAGAAAAUCCACAUUAAGCAGUUGUGAUUUGAAAUUUAAAAAGAUUAUAAAAUGUGUCCCAUUGCUUUUGUAUUUCACAGAUUAUUCUGCCAUAUUAAGAUUCAUUUCUUCAAAAAAAUAUACAAAAAUGUCAAUAAAACUUUAAAAUCAAA